Colletotrichum siamense is the source of this 1512-nucleotide messenger RNA. RefSeq names its product Homogentisate 1,2-dioxygenase (gene hgo-1). Gene Ontology annotation, cellular component: cytoplasm. Gene Ontology annotation, molecular function: homogentisate 1,2-dioxygenase activity. Lineage: Eukaryota; Fungi; Ascomycota; Sordariomycetes; Glomerellales; Glomerellaceae. The record is from RefSeq and is a predicted model, not a curated record. The coding region runs from base 1 to 1512 and encodes 503 amino acids. The transcript has a single exon. Gene Ontology annotation, biological process: L-phenylalanine catabolic process.
AUGGUCGGGGCCACUGCCGCCUCGGCGUUCUCCACGGAGCCGACUGACUCGGAUCCUCACCGGUACCAAACCGGGUUCGGAAAUCGGUUCUGCUCAGAGGCGGUGCCCGGAACGCUGCCUCCCGGGCAGAAUGCGCCUCAGAAAUGCAGAUUCGAUCUGUAUUCGGAGCAAUUGAACGGUUCAUCGUUCAUCAGCUCGCGUGCGACGCUGCAGCAUGUGUGGAUGUACCGCAUAUGGCCGUCCGUUGCUCACCGACAGGUCGUGCCCUCGCCAGAGCUCAAUCCCCUGCUGCAAGCCUGCUUCUCGCCUCUGAAUGACAAGGUGAAAUACGUGGCGGGACAGCAGGCGUGGGACCCAUUCCAGUUACCAGGGGAAGACGAGCAGGGCAGAAAAGGGCGUGACUUUGUUGAAGGUAUCCGAACAGUGGGUGGACAAGGUGACCCAACAUUGAGGGAGGGGAUCGCCGUACACAUUUACACCGCGUCAACGUCCAUGAGUAACAGGGCGUUUUGUAACAACGAUGGUGACUUUCUUAUCCUCCCACAGAAGGGGAGGCUCAACAUCCAAACCGAGCUAGGCUGGCUUAUGGUUCGGCCCGGAGAGCUAGCGGUGAUCCAAGCCGGGCUUCGCUUCCGGGUCCUCCUGCCCGACGGCCCGAGUCGCGGUUACAUCCAGGAGAUCUUCGGUACACACUACGAGCUCCCGGAGCUCGGUCCCAUUGGCUCAAACGGCAUGGCGCUUCCCCAGGACUUUGAAAGUCCCGUCGCGUCCUUUGACGUGGAUUCGUCCGACUGGGAGAUCGUGUACAAGCUGGCGGGGUCAUUGCACGCCUGCCGGCAGGGUCACACCCCCUUCGAUGUUGUGGCCUGGCGAGGGAACCUGGUGCCGUACAAGUACGCGACGGAGAAGUUCAUCAAUGUGGCCAACGUCAAUCACGAUCAGGCCGAUCCGACGGUGUACUGUGUGCUCACUGCCAAGUCCAAGGUUCCGGGGGUUUCACUGACGGACUUUCUUGUAUUUACGCCCAAGUGGAUCCCCACAUCGAAUACCUUUCGGCCGCCGUACUACCAUCGCAACAUGUCCACAGAGAUGAUGGGGUUGCUGUAUGGCACGUACGGCGGGAGCAGUCACGUCCUCGAGCCGGGAGGUCUGAGCUAUGAGGCGAGCUACAUGCCGCACGGUGAGACGUAUGAGACAUGGCAGAAUGCGACGACAAAGGAUUUGAAGCCAGAUAGGAUAUGCGAUGGGACGGUGGCUUUCAUGUUCCACAUCAGUGUGCCGGUCAUGCUGACCCAGUGGGCGAUUGAGGGCGAGGGCUCAAAGGGUUUGCACCUCGCCGAAGACCAGUGGGAUGGAGCCAAGGCUCACUUCCUUGAGCAUCUAGACGAGGUGGAAGAGGUUUUGGCCAAGGCAGGGCUGUCAAACCUGGGAAGGAAAAGCGUCAACGGGAAAGUGAAUGGGUCCGUCAAUGGGAAUGGCGUCCAUGGUAUUGUCAAUGGGUAUAGCAGUUGA